ACGAGAUGGUCACGUUUGGAGUUACAGUGACAAUCGAGAUCUAGGCGGUCACGGAUCAGUUUUGGUAGAUUACUGUCUUCAUAAAAUUAAGAAGAGAUAACAGCUAUCUGUGAAUGAAAAUGAAAAUCUCAACCAACCUGUUAAAGGAUACUCGUGAUGAAUGGUUAGCCAAGACUAGUGCUACAAUAAAUACGGUAAAUCCUAUAAUAGAUAGAAUAAUGGAAGACGAGUCCGUGGAGGGCGUUAUUAUGACUAAUAAAGAAGGUGCUCCAAUAUUAACAAACGUUAGUCUAACUACAGCCACGAAUUAUGGAUUAUCGUUCAAUAGAUAUGGAAACAUGGCGCAGAACUAUAUUAAAGAAUUGGAUCCGUUCGACGCGGUUAUAGUGAUGCGAAUAAAUACUAAGAAAAUAGAGAUCAUGGUGGCACCGGAUCCUGAGUUCAACAUCAUAGUUAUACAACACACUCAUGUAGAAACCGGCAUCACUGAAGAAGGGAAGACGAUGAGAACCGCCGACCGCUCCUUGGUGACGGAGAUGGCAGCAGCAUCAGCCGAGCUCGUCCGCCAAGACCCAGGCAUCUUGGUCUCGUGA
Messenger RNA from Manduca sexta (tobacco hornworm), 593 nucleotides. Its product is annotated as dynein light chain roadblock-type 1-like. The record is from RefSeq and is a predicted model, not a curated record. NCBI's taxonomy places the organism in Eukaryota, Metazoa, Arthropoda, Insecta, Lepidoptera, Sphingidae. Gene Ontology annotation, molecular function: dynein intermediate chain binding. The transcript is spliced from 6 exons. The coding region runs from base 114 to 593 and encodes 159 amino acids. Gene Ontology annotation, biological process: microtubule-based movement. Gene Ontology annotation, cellular component: cytoplasm; cytoplasmic dynein complex; centrosome.